Molecule: messenger RNA, 870 nt
Organism: Chaetomium globosum CBS 148.51
Lineage: Eukaryota; Fungi; Ascomycota; Sordariomycetes; Sordariales; Chaetomiaceae
Exons: 1
Coding region: 1-870 (289 amino acids)
Biological process (GO): SRP-dependent cotranslational protein targeting to membrane, signal sequence recognition; SRP-dependent cotranslational protein targeting to membrane
Cellular component (GO): signal recognition particle, endoplasmic reticulum targeting
Molecular function (GO): 7S RNA binding
Source: RefSeq, a predicted model, not a curated record
AUGUCCCACCCCCGGGUAGAAGAAGUCUCGGAGAGCGACAGCGAUGUCGACAUGUCGGACCCCUCCGAGGGCGACAUCGACGACUUCGUUGAGUCCGACAUCAUGCGACAAAUCAACACACGCCCCCAGCAGCAACAACAGCAGAAACAACCACCCCAACGACAGCAACAACAACAACAACAACAACAAUACCCCCAAAUGCAAACCACCACCGACGACAAAGCCUACAAAGCCUACCAGUGCCUCUACCCAGUCUACUUCGACGCAACCCGCACACGGGCCGAAGGCCGGCGCGUAUCGCGCUCUCUCGCCGUCGCCAACCCACUCGCCAUCGACAUCGUGCAGGCCUGCGCAGGCCUGCGCCUCCAAACCGUCCUCGAAGCGGGCAAGAUCCACCCCAAGGACUGGGCGAACCCGGGGCGCGUCAAGGUCAACCUGCGCCAGCAGCAGCAGCCGGCCACCAUCAAAAACAAGCAUCACCUCUACACGCUCGUGGCGCAGCACCUGCUCGCCAACCCGACCACCGACAGCUCGCGCUCGCUGCGCAUGGAGGUGCGCGGGGCGCCGAUGCCCCCGCAGGCGCAGGAGCCCGGGGCGGCGUGGCCGCGGCCGGCGGUGCCGCGCGGGUGGAAGAUGGGGGAACUGCUGCCGUACUACAGCCCGGCGAUGACAGGCGGCGGGGUGAGCGAGAACUUCCUCAAGGACAUGAUGAAGGAGAUGCAGCAGGGCGGCGGGGGCGGGCCCGGUGGCAUGCCGGAUAUGGCGAGUCUGAUGGCGGCUGCCGGUGCCGCCGGUGGUGGUGGCGGUGGUGCGGCUGGUGGGAGUGGGAGUGGCGGGGGUAAGAGGGAGAAGAAGGGGAAGGGGAAAUAG